UCGCCCUCCAUAAACCAACAAACCUACGAGCCACAGACGAGCUGCCCUACACAACGAAUGCAGCCGUGAACACGCAGCGAAGAAAACACGCAUUCCCGCGCAAAUUAUCGAGAGGUAUGUAUGCAGGCAUGCAGGCAAUGACAGCAAGGGGGUAAUCCUGUCAGGGUGCCUUGCAGCAUAAGUGAGGACAGUAUUCCUCGAGACGCAACGCGUGUGCCCUUUGAGCGCCGACUCGUCUCUGGGCGCGCAGAAACUUUGCACCGCGCGCCCGUGCAUUGGCUGCAGAGGGACGAAGACAAGGACGAGGCACCGGGGGAAGCGAAAAGAGCAAAAGGCAGCUUGUUGUGCGCGGCACCCCUGCAUCUCUACGGGUACUGUUGCCAUGUGCUCAAAAUACCGGAGCCACUACGGGGGCGUGGCGCUUGAGCGCCCUUGCAGUGCUACUUGCUUUUCAGCGUCGCGCUGCUGGUCAGGGAGGUUCUGCGGGGUGGACGAAGACAAGGACGAGGCACCGGGGGAGCGAAAAGAGCAAAAGGCAGCCUGAUGUGCGCGGGGAACCUUAGAGUGCUACGGAUGCUGCUGCCAGGUAGUCAAAAUAUAAGAGCCCAUGCGGGGGCGCGGAGUUUGAGCGGCAAGGCGGACCUGCAGUGCUACUUGCUUUUCAGCGUCGCGCUGCUGGUCAGGAAGGCUCUGUUCAGGAAUGCGGUGAACGCCACGCUGCUCACAUCGCAAAUAGAGCGCCUUUGGGAACAUCACGCACAGGCUUUAAGGCCACCUGGGUUUCCUGAUGUCCACAUGCCUCCCACCCCUCCCACGCGCCUCCUGUCCGUCAAGCGCUGUCGUGCGAGACUCCUGCCAGGCAGGCACCGCUUCAUUCCUCCGAGCUGCAGGCCGAGAUGGCCAGCUGGCCUCCGAGGUGCGAAACGAAAUGUCCUCGGGUUCCUGAGUUCUCUACUGCAUUAAGCACCGCAACACUCUUGAAAGGGGCCCCCAACAAUGAGGGCCUCGGGCCUGCAACCCAGGCACAGUGGCGAGAUUCACCGAAGGCAAUGAGAUAUGGCAGACACGCUGUGCUUAUCCAUCUAGCUACAGCGAUCUGCGGAGUAACUUGUAGUUGCCUGACUCAUUCAAACUCAAACCUCCUGCCUCCAACCACUGGCCUUUCCUUCGCCUCCAUACACCGACGGAGCCCUGAACAAACGCCAUCGCAAAGCCUGCUGGCCGCAUCUGGGCUGCGCUAUACAUACCACAGCGAGACCGGCGUGAAGACACAGCGAAUAAAACACGCUUUCGAACGCCAACUCACCAGAGGUGCGCAGACGAUGACACUGUCAUAAUAACUAGUUGGCCAUCCUGUCAGGGUGCCUUACGGUAUAAUAGAAAGCAGUCCCUCGAGACGCGCCCCGUGUGCUCCGAGAACCAACUGGUCCACUGGCGCGCGGAAGUGUUGAGCCGCGCGUCCGUGCGUCUGCAACGAGGGGGGGGGAGGCGACGGCGAGACACAGGAGGAAGCGAAGAGGACAAGAGGCAGCAAACUUUGCGCGGCGACCCUGCGAAUUGCCACGGGCAGCGCUGCUAGCCAAAACGCCAGGACAGCGGAGCCAAUGCGGGGGAACGGAGCUUGAGCGGUGGCAAGGCGGACCUGCAGUGGUGCAUGCUUGUGAGCGUCGCGACUGCUGGUCAAGGAGUUACCGUCAGGCGCUGGCAUGCGAGUCAUAUGCCCAGCUGACACCGCCUAACUUCUCCGAACUACAAGCGAGGUCAAGGAGUUUCCGUCAGGUGCUGGCCUGCGAAACUCAUGCCCCGCUGACACCGCAUAACUUCUCCGAACUACAAGCGAGGAUGGCCAGACAUCUGGCAAGAGAUAGCAGACACGCGAUACUUAACAGAUAGCUGCAGCGAUCUGCGGGAUAGCGGCCUGAUCCAUUUAAAAGACAACCGUACACCCCCAACCACUCGCCUGCCAGUCGCUCUCCAUACACCAACGGGUCCCUUAGUCAACGCCAUCAUGGAGCCUGCUGGUCACAGAUGAGCUGGGCUACACAGGAGCUGUAGCCGUGACCACACAGCUGAACAAGCACACAAUUUCUACUGCCAACGUGGAGAGAAGAAACUGAGGUGCGUAAGUCGCAGAGUUCUUGGAUCCUGGUUCCUGGGUUCCUGGGCUCCCCGGGGGCGAAGAGGCGGGGACAGAAGGCCCAAAGGCGGCAGCUGGUGCUGCCUCGGGCAACGCUGCCAGCCGAAACGCCAGAAGAGCGGAGAAAAUGCAGAGGCGCCGACCUUGAGCGUCAGCAAGCCGGACCUGCAGUGCUACUUGCUUUUCAGCGUCGCGCUGCUGGUCAGGGAGGUUAUGUUCAGGAAGACGGACCACGUUAUGCUACUCAUGAGGUGCACGCGGGUACACUAUGAAAAGGCUGGGAAGGGCACCUAAGAGCACGGAUCUGGAUGCUUGAAAUUCGGCCAUGCACAUCCCACAAGUUCUUCUCUUAGGACUCCUACUUAAUGGCCUCAAGACAACGAGAUCCUGCUAUCGCACUAUCGCGUUCUACUCAUGGCAGCCUCGCCGAUGCACCUGGGGACCGUGGGGCAUGCCCAAUAGACUUGGGCCGUCCUCCAUCCAGCCAUCGCUCGAGACACGGCCAACGGGAACCACGCGCUUCACGACACGCUUCAUCUUGAUGUCCGCAGCCCUCCGCGGGAGCAGCGCUGCCUUCGCGUGGGAGAGCAGCAGCGUGCCGCUGAGCCUCCGCUUUUGCCGCGGGCAGUUCAGGUCGACGGCCACCGUCUCGCCGGGGACCAGCAUCCGCACUAUCUUCAUGGCCUCUUUCCAGCAGUCCCUCUCGGAGCGGAUGCUCUCCCGCGCGCACCAGGCCAGGGGCUGAUCCUCGGGGAUGCACGGCAUGUUCUUGCCCUCUAGGAUGCGGACGCCCCGCGGGGACCACUGGUCUAUGGAGACGCCGAUGAAGUGCGAGACCGAGCUGCGCACCACCGAGCCAAGCGCGUAGCUGCUGAGUAUGUCUCUGAUGGCCAUCUGCACGUCGUGCCGUGAGGCGCCGUGCGGCCAAUCCGCCGGGGGGGCGCGGUGCCGCACGUCGGCGGCACAGCCGCUCGUGCUGGGCACGCCCUCAGCAGGAAGCGUCGCCGGACCCGACGCCCUCCCGACGUCACCAGCUCGGGCCAGGCCUGGCUCCGAAGCCACCACGUCGUCGAAGCCUGCUUCCCGCACGGCCGUCUGAGAGCGCAGUCCCGCCGAGCACAUCCUCAAGUCCAGCCGAGCCCAGCCCAUCCUGAUCUCGGAGGGCGUCGGCUACUUGGCCCGAUUCCUGUUCAAGACCUCCAGCCAAAAUGGCU
This is a messenger RNA of Prorocentrum cordatum, 3351 nucleotides long. The record is from the annotation of a GenBank genome assembly. Lineage: Eukaryota; Dinophyceae; Prorocentrales; Prorocentraceae.